Messenger RNA from Achroia grisella, 1617 nucleotides. RefSeq names its product integumentary mucin C.1-like. Lineage: Eukaryota; Metazoa; Arthropoda; Insecta; Lepidoptera; Pyralidae. Bases 1 to 1617 code for a protein of 538 amino acids. The record is from RefSeq and is a predicted model, not a curated record. The transcript is spliced from 4 exons.
AUGAAAAUUAAUGGAUCAUCUUUAUUUAUAGGCAAUGGAUAUGAAAUUGUGGCGGUAGCAAUGAUCCAAAUAAAUACUCCAAGUGGUCUCACUGAAAAAGAGUUGAGGCCACAUGGAGUAUUUAUUUGGAUCAUUGCUACCGCCACAAUUUCAUAUUCAUUGCCUGUAGAUAAAGAUGAUCCAUUAAUUUUCAUCGCUAAUCCUGUAGAAUCUAACAUGCCUGGACAUUGGAUGCCAUUAAGCAUUGUUCGAAUUAUAUUAUCAGCAGUCAAAACAACCGCUACUGUACCACAACUUACAAAAAAGAUUAUCAUUUCCACAACCAAAUCACGGAUUACACUAUCUACAGCUGCGCCUACGUUUUUGACAAUUUCAAAAUCAAGUAGUGACAUAACAUCAACAUCUGUUGUAUCAAAAACAACCAAAGAACGAAUAACAGAUGCGUCCACUGAAAGAUCUACAGAAGCAACCAUAGAAGUAGUCACAGAAGCUACAACUGAAGCACAAACCGAAGUUCCAACUAAAAUAAGAAUGGAAGUGACAACGGAAGCAACAACGGAAGUGACAACGAAAUUCACAACGAAAUCCACAACGAAAGCCACAACGGAAACCACAACAGAAGUCACAACGGAACCGACUACGGAAGCAACAACGGAAGCAAUAACAGAAGCAACAACAGAAGCUACAACAGAAACAACAUCAGAAGCAACAACAGAAGCAACAACAGAACCUACAACAGAAGCAACAACAGAAGCAACAACGGAAACAACAACAGAAGCUACAACUGAAACAACAACAAAAGCACCAACGAAAGCCGCUAAACCAUCUCAAUCAGCUAAGAAAUCACCAGCUAAGAGACUUGCUAAUAAAUCGGAUAUGUUAUCUUCAGUAAUAAUAACAGUAUUUGGACUUACAUUAUUUAAAAGUUUAUUGGGAGAAAAAUGGGCAAAUAUAGAGAAUGAUCCAUUAUUGUUCAUCGCAAAUCCAGUGGAGGCAGAGGUACCUGGUCAUUGGAUACCAUUGAGCAUAGUUAAAGUAAUACUGGGAAGAACAACAAAAACAAAUAAAAUUUCAACAACGCGACAAAUACUAAAAUUCAACACAACAAUGGCUACAACGACACCAACUACUACAACAACAGCAACUACCACAAUAACAUCAACCACUACAACAACACCAACCACUACAACUACAUCAACCACAACAACACCAACCACAACAACACCAACCACAACAACUACACCGACCACAACAACUACACCGACUACAUCGACCACAACAACAACACCAACCACAACAACUACACCGACCACAACAACAACACCGACCACAACAACUACACCGACCACAACAACUACACCGACCACAACAACUACACCGACCACAACAACUACACCGACCACUACAACUACACCGACCACUACAACUACACCGACCACUACAACUACACCGACCACUACAACUACACCGACCACAACAACUACACCGACCACAACAACUACACCGACCACAACAACUACACCGACUACGACAACUACACCACCUACGACACUAAAACACAAACCUCCUAGACAGAAGAAGAAUAAGAUUGACGGUCAUGAAAAUUCUGCGUCGUAA